Molecule: messenger RNA, 5211 nt
Organism: Doryrhamphus excisus (bluestripe pipefish)
Lineage: Eukaryota; Metazoa; Chordata; Actinopteri; Syngnathiformes; Syngnathidae
Gene: zdhhc3b
Product: zDHHC palmitoyltransferase 3b
Molecular function (GO): palmitoyltransferase activity
Source: RefSeq, a predicted model, not a curated record
UAAUAAAAGGGAAUCAGUGAACAAUUAUGUUGUUUUGUUGAUAUUGUAACAUUGUAACUCGCCUAUAUUUACAUGGUUUCGGAUCGACUCCAUAAUUUGCAGUAUCAUGGUGUAGCGUACUUAUACCCAGAAAUUUGUAUUCCAGGUAUAAAAUACGAGCGAAGUAAAUGUCGGUAUUUUCUGAAAAUUACAGCAAUUAAAUUAAGUGGCUUGUUAAAUAUGUAUUGCCUAGUAUUUUACUUUUUAUAUCUUUCCUUAUAGUAUUUGUGAGCGAAUGUGGCACCUGAGAGCUAAAGUUGAGGGCACAAUAGUCUUAUGUGCUGCAUCUGUAUCACGUACUUCCUGGUUGGCCCUGUUUUUAUCAUACAGUGAUCUGCGGAGGUUUCCUUACCUGAAAGAAAAGCAAGUACCUCUACCGAGGUAGCUAGAUAACAGCGAGCUGAAAGGCUUUAUUUAACUUAUAAUCAUGUCAGUUAACAUCACACUGAAACCGCUGCGGCAGUGAAAGUGUCAGCGAAACCCCGGGGAAUCGCAUUCCUCACACGGAUGACGUUAGCUUGGACAACGAAAACGGACUGAACUGUGGAAGACGCUCUCUCGGUUUGAGUUGUUUUAACUUCCUGAACUUUUGAAACAACUGAAUACAAUUUUCCCCACAACCACAAGAGAGAGAAUGAGUAUGCGGUUAAAGCCACGGCUGCUGUAGAAUGAAGAGCCCGUCUCACCGCAGCAGGGACAUUGAGCGUCAGGCUGGCUACCUGAAGCCGGAACACUGCGCCCCUCCGCCGCCUCGUGGCAGCUCAAACGCCAUGUGGUUCAUCCGUGACGGCUGCGGCAUUGUGUGCGCCGUCAUCACCUGGCUGCUGGUCUUCUACGCGGAGUUUGUCGUGGUGUUUGUGAUGCUGUGGCCCGCCAAGAGCCUGGCCUACAGCCUCUUCAACGGUGUGCUCUUCAACAGCUUGGCCUUCCUCGCCCUCGCCUCGCAUGCCAGGGCCAUGUGCACUGACCCGGGAGCCGUGCCAAAAGGAAACGCAACCAAAGAAUUCAUUGAAAGCCUCCAGCUCAAACCAGGACAAGUGGUCUAUAAGUGUCCUAAAUGUUGCAGCAUAAAGCCUGACAGGGCUCACCACUGCAGUGUGUGCAAACGUUGCAUCAAAAAGAUGGACCACCACUGUCCUUGGGUCAACAACUGUGUCGGGGAAAACAAUCAGAAAUAUUUUGUGCUCUUUACGAUGUACAUUGCGUUAAUAUCCUUCCAUGCAUUGGCCAUGGUGGCGUUCCAUUUUGUGUUCUGCUUCGAAGAAGAUUGGUCAAAAUGCAGCACCUUCUCUGCACCAGCAACUGUCAUCCUCCUCAUCCUCCUGUGCUUCGAGGGUCUUCUGUUCUUAAUCUUCACAGCUGUCAUGUUUGGGACACAGGUCCACUCCAUCUGCACCGAUGAGACGGGCAUCGAGCAGCUGAAAAAGGAGGAAAGACGAUGGAUCAAAAAGUCCAAAUGGAUGAACAUGAAGGUGGUAUUCGGUCACCCGUUCUCCGUGGCGUGGCUGAACCCCUUUGCAACACCUGAUCACGGCAAGGCAGACGUAUACCAGUACAUCGUGUGACGUUCGUAGCGGCAUCAGUCAGAACAGUCCCUCUGUUACCAGUCGUGGAUAUUUCAAAUACCGUCAAAAAAAAUCCAGUUGGCACAUUUUUUCAAUGUGCUUCAUUCAUGCCUGUUGCUGCUGCAUCCCAUGAGCAAGGUAGGGUGUCACAAAAGCUUUGCAAACUGACCAAACUCCAACUAAAUUUAUACUGUUUGUGCACAUCUUCUAUUAUUCGUGUCUUCCUGCGGCAUCAAAAAAAACUUUUACAUUAUUGGACUUCGGGAUCAAGUGCAUAUUAUGUGAAAUAAUACAAUUCAGAUACCAUAUUUGCUUUAUGUAAGAAUAUCAGCCAACAUAAAGUAGUUAUCCGACCCGACCUCGGAGAGAAGCGGAAGUAGAAUGGAAUGGGGGCAAAACCACUUAAGUGCACUUAGUGUAUUUAGAAGCAACCAUUUGAGGAAAUAUAAUAACUUCAGAUUAAAAAAAAAAAAAAUGCUGUAUUUUGGGAGAAUUAACAGCGCCGGUUGUGAUGCAAUGAUGGUGCCAUUGUGAGAGAGAAAAAAAAAAGUUGUUAUUGAUGGAUAUGAAAAGAGUGAUGCGUUAUUUCUACCGGAGAUCAUCAUGAUUCACUCAGUAUUCAGAAUAUUCGGAAUAUUACCACAAUGUACAGUCCCAUGCGGUUUUAAUGUAUUGAUCACUGAACAGAGCCGAGCCCUUCAAGUAUCAGCUGUUUGUUUGUCCAUCGUUUUAUUAAUUAGAAGGCUACUUUAAAUCAGGGGUGUCCAUAGUGCAGCCUGGGGGCCAUUUGCAGCCUGUUUGCGCAUUAAAAAAAUAUAAUUUAACAAGAAAUUUACCAUAAUAAAGUAAAAAUAUUCAGAGAAAAAAGCUGUAAUGUAAUGAGAAACGGUUGUAAUUAUACAAGAAUAGUCAUUUUAGUAGAAUAAAGUUAAUAUUAAAAGGGGACCUAUUAUGCUUUUUCUACUUUUCUGACCCAUAAAUGUCGUUAGAAUGUUGUAUUCUCGAAUUAAACGAUCACAAAGUUUCAGAUAAUGAGGGUUACGCAUUUGAAAGUGAGCCCUGAAAAAAGUUUGGGAUGGAUCAAAAACGCUCUGUUUCAAAAGGCGUGGUAAAACUGUUCCUUUGUGAUGUCACAGAGGAGCCGGCUUCCUUAUAUGGGCGUGUCUGUAGGCAAGAUUUACCUAUCCUUUUUACUGAGAUUUACUUAUUCUCACGAUGGUCGCGGGGGUUGCUGGAGCCUAUCCCAGCUGUCUUCGGGCGAGAGGCGGGGUACACCCUGGAACUGGUCGCCAGCCAAUCACAGGGCACAUAUAGACAAACAACCAUUCACACUCACAUUCAUAACAAUUUGGACAAUUUGGAGUCGCUAAUUAACCUAGCAUGUUUUUGGAAUGUGGGAGGAAACCGGAGUACCCGGAAAAAAAACAUGCAUGCACGGGGAGAACAUGCAAACUCCACCAAGAGUGGAAUUGAACUCGGGUCUCCUAGCUGUGAGGUCUGCGCGCUAACCACUCGUCCACUGUGCAGCCUGGUGAAAAAGUUAUAAUAUGGAAAUAAUGUGAAAAUAAAGUGAUAAUAUUAGGAAAAGGAACGUUUGGACACCCCUGGUGUAAAUAAAUACAUCUUUAUCCCAGACCUUAUUCCCACCAUUCAAACAGCAAAGCUCGUUGUGGUCCUAAAAUCCUAUUACACGGCUCAGAUAGUGUCAUGAAAUCACUAAAACGAUGUCAGUAUGCGAACACGUGUUCGUUCGUACGCUGGAAUCCGAAGCCUUACAGCAUGAAUUGUUGAAGAGUUCCGACUGAAACGAUGUUUCUGUGUGAUUUGACUGAGUGAAAAAAAAAUCUCACACAGGCCGUUUUUUUAAAUGAUGAUCAUUGUAACUUUAAAAAAAAAAAAAAAAGAAAGAACGUUUUUAUUUGAACUUGCAUGUUGCCAAUUUUGAGUGCUUUCUAAAUAAAGGAGGCGGCAAAGUAACUGUUUAAAAAAAAAUGCAAUACCUUGUAUUUUUUCAUGAUGGGUAUGCAGUCUGCAAUGCAGUUUUACAGGAAUAACACCAGCUGUCUCCUUUGUUCAGUUCACUUUGUCCUGAAUAUAUUUUAGUACUUGAUGUAGGAUUUGCUUUUAUAUCGUAUUUGUUGAAACGAGAGAGAAAUAAAGUUACGUUGGCGACGUGGUGUUUUUUUUUUUUUUUAUUUGAAAAAUGAGGUUUUUUAGUGCGGUUUGGCUAAUCCUGCAACUCAAAUCACAACACAGUAAACAUUUUCUUUGUAAAAAAAAAAAAAAAAUGCUAAUAAAUGUAAUCAAGUGGCUUAAGGAGAUCACAAUGUCGAUAUAUGCCUAAAAAAUUAUUUCCCCCCAAAUUUUUUUCAUAUGUGGUCCCUGGAACAGACUUUUUUUGUAUAAUUUGACUUGAAAAACUGUAGUGUUCUAAAACUUCUGAUCAAUAGUGUAUGUAUUUUAAGUCAAGUAACAAUAAAUAACAAAAAAAAUUAUGCUAAUAAAUGUAAUCAAGUGACUUAAGGAGAUCACAAUGUAGAUAUAUGUCUAAAAAAAAAUUGUAAUGUCAUUAUUUCAUAUUGACCCCAAUAUGUGGUCCCUGAAACAGACCAAUAGUGUAUGUAUUAAGACAAUUAACAAUAAAUAACCAUUUUUUUCAGAAAUCAAUAAUAAAUAAAUUGCGUUUUUUAGUGCGGUUUGGCUAAUCCUGCAACUCAAAUCACAACACAGUAAACAUUUUCUUUGUAAAAAAAAAAAAAAUGCUAAUAAAUGUAAUCAAGUGGCUUAAGGAAGAUCACAAUGUCGAUAUACGUAUGUCUAAAAAAAAUUUUUUGUCAUUAUUUCAUAUUGACCCCAAUAUGUGGUCCCUGAAACAGAUAAUAAUAACAGAUAAUUAUAAUAAUAAUAAUAGAUAAUUUGACUUGAAAAACUGUAGUGUUCUAAAACUUCUGAUCAAUAGUGUAUGUAUUUUAAGUCAAUAAACAAUAAAUAACAUUUUUUUUCCUAAAUCAAUAAUAAAUAAAAUGCGGUUUUUAGUGCGGUUUGGCUAAUCCUGCAACUCAAAUCACAACACAGUAAACAUUUUCUUUGUAAAAAAAAAAAAAAUAAUUAAAUGCUAAUAAAUGUAAUCAAGUGACUUAAGGAGAUCACAAUUUAGAUAUAUGUCUAAAAAAAAUUGUAAUAUCAUUAUUUCAUAUUGACAGGUUGCACUUUCCCACAACCUUUCGGGUUAAUUGAUUAGUGUUAGCUUUCCGUGCUUAAUGGCAACAAACAACAACAAAAUCAAACUAUGCUACGCUAACAUGAACUAUCCAGUGCUCCUUAAUAUCUAUAUAACAAGAGAAAAAUACUAUCUGCUUCUUAAAUGAAGUACUUAAAAGUAGAGCUGCAAUAAACAAUUAUUUUCUUGGUCAAUUAAUCAAACAAUAAUCAGCAAUAAUUAAUUUCUUUAUGCAAGUGGGUUUUAUUUUAUUAGUUUUAUUUAUAAUGUAGUGCGGUUCAAGGUGCUCAGUGAAGCGUUUAAACACGACAGGGGGCGGGGUCAUCUUAAAUGUUAUAGCAUAUCAUGACUUCCUGUCAUCCCUGUAUUAAAGUUGUGCUGCGAUGA